AUGUGUCACAAGGAGCCAUCAGCUAUUGUCCAUUUUGAGACUAUGCCUGCAUAUCAGGGCGAUGAAUUGGUGGGUGAUAUUCGGGUAAUGCAUCGUGUAUUUUGGAGUUAUUAUCCUUGUAUUAGGGCAUUCAGCAAUUGUAAGCCAAUUGUCCAGGUGGAUGGGACUCACUUGUACAGAAAGUAUAAGGGUUGUUUGCUUGUGGCAGUUUCACAAGAUGGCAACAACAAUAUCGUUCCAAUUGCAUUUGCUAUUGUAGAGGGAGAGACUUCUGAUGCAUGGCAUUUUUUUCUCAGUAACCUUCGUCAACAUGUUGUAACUCGUGAUGGUGUGGGUCUAAUAUCCGACAGGCACAAAUCCAUAAAUGCAGCUGUGGAACGCAGUAACGGAGCGUGGUCACCUCCAAGAGCUUUUCAUAUGUUUUGCAUCAGGCAUAUAGAGUCAAACUUUUUGAGAAAGUUCAAGGCACCGUACCUCCAAAAAUUGGUCGUCAACAUCGGAUAUUCUAGGACGGUGCGGGAGUAUGAGGUGCGUUACCAGCGGUUACGGGAACGUGGUGAGGCGUACACAGACUGGUUAAACCGAAUUUCUCGCGAGCAGUACGCAUUGGUCUUUGAUGGUGGGUACCGAUGGGGGCACAUGACAACGAAUCUUGUGGAGUGCAUCAAUUCAAUUUUGAAGGGUGCAUGCAAUCUCUCCAUUACUGCUCUUGUGAAGGCAACAUUCUACAGGCUAAAUGAGUUAUUCACCCCAAAAAAGAGCGGAGACGGAAGCAAGGAUCAAUGCUGGCCAUGUCUUCUCUGA
This is a messenger RNA of Arachis duranensis, 804 nucleotides long. RefSeq lists its product as uncharacterized. Bases 1 to 804 code for a protein of 267 amino acids. The transcript has 2 exons. The record is from RefSeq and is a predicted model, not a curated record. Lineage: Eukaryota; Viridiplantae; Streptophyta; Magnoliopsida; Fabales; Fabaceae.